Molecule: messenger RNA, 318 nt
Organism: Plasmodium relictum
Lineage: Eukaryota; Apicomplexa; Aconoidasida; Haemosporida; Plasmodiidae
Product: conserved Plasmodium protein, unknown function
Exons: 3
Coding region: 1-318 (105 amino acids)
Source: RefSeq, a predicted model, not a curated record
AUGGAUAUGUAUUCAUUAUAUUAUUCUAAAUUAAAUAAUUACAUAGUCAAAGAAUUAAAUUAUUUAAGUAAAACAAGACAAAUGAAUAAACUUAAUGAAGAGGAAAUAAGUUAUAAUAAAGAAUGCAAUUAUAAAUUAUUUUUCCUUAUAGUACAACUACAACAAAAACUAAAAGAUAUUGAGAAAGAGAAUGAAAAAUUAAAAUGUUUAUUGAAAAAAUACAAUAGAGAAUCAAUUGAGAACGACAACAAAGUCAUAAAAAAGGCUCUAUUAGUAAUCAGCUGUAUAAUUUUUAUUAUUAUAUUUUUUUUAUUCUAA